UUAAUAUACAUUUGUUAUCAAAAUUACAGGUACCCAGAACUAUGACAUUUCAGUAGUCGGAAACAAACGAGCUCAAAAGGAACUUUCCUCCGUUCAUUCGUUAUUUAAGUGGGCAAUACUGGUUUAUUUUCUUAGAGCACGGCCAAAGACAAGGGUGGAGUUCCAUUGAAGAAGUAAACUUCAAGUGAGAUCGAGCACACAAUACCUUCGCAUAAUGGCAAGCUUGCAUCCAAGGGGCGGUGCGUCAAGAAGAGAAAAACCAAGAGGUCGUUAUCAUGGCUUAAGUGAACAAAAGAGGAAAGAAAUCAAGGAGGCAUUUGAGCUAUUUGACACUGAUGGAUCAGGAACGAUUGAUGCUGGUGAGCUAACUGUUGCCAUGAGGGCCCUGGGGUUCGAGAUGACUGAUGAGCAAAUCAAGCAGAUGAUUGCAGAUGUUGACAAAGAUGGGAGUGGUGCUAUUGACUUUGAUGAAUUCGUGCACAUGAUGACAGCUAAAAUGGGAGAGAGGGACACCAAGGAAGAGCUCAUGAAGGCUUUCAGCAUCAUUGAUCAAGAUAAGAAUGGCAAGAUAUCUGUGCUGGACAUUCAACGGUGUGCAAAGGAGUUGGGUGAGAAGUUCACCGUUGCUGAGAUUCAAGAGAUGAUUGAAGAGGCUGACCGAAAUGGCGAUGGGGAAGUUGAUACAGAUGAAUUUGUCAGGAUGAUGAGAAGAACAAACUACGCCUAUUGAAGAAAACUAUGGGAUAGUAUUAGUCGUAUAAUUUGUGUUUGUUUUAUCCAUCAUCCGAGGAUUAGCUUCUAACUUCUGAUUAUUUAACUGUCCAUGAUGGGACUUCCAAAUCUGAAAAUUACCUACUUGGAGGAUCUAUAGAUAUUUAUGUUGAGGUCUCAAGUAUGUUCCUAGAAAGACGAAAGGAUGAUGUAUAUAGGCAGCAUCAUCUAUGUAUGAAGGGGCUUGGGUGGAUAUGUAUAUCUCAACAAAGUUAUAUUAAGAAUGUGUACUCUGAUAGUACUUAUUAGAUGGGCAUGUUGUGACAUGGAAAUUUGCCUACUAAAGUCAAUUAUAGUUGUGGAGGGA
This is a messenger RNA of Amborella trichopoda, 1078 nucleotides long. It is a transcript of the gene CEN2, whose product is annotated as centrin2. Gene Ontology annotation, cellular component: myosin II complex. Gene Ontology annotation, molecular function: calcium ion binding. The record is from RefSeq and is a predicted model, not a curated record. NCBI's taxonomy places the organism in Eukaryota, Viridiplantae, Streptophyta, Magnoliopsida, Amborellales, Amborellaceae.